GGAAGUGCGCGCAGUGCUUCUAAGUGACUCCGGCACCCCCUGAACAGCAGAACCGAGAGAAAACAACAUAUUAUGAAGACGACGCGUUGGUGUGAAAAGCCAAAGCAAAACAAACCUACAGCGAAGCUGCAUUCGUUUUCCCGCGACUCUGAUUCCCAUUCUUUGUGCAUGAACAGCUAAUGGCGGAGGCUUACGCGGAGUUUCUAUCGUUUGAUUGGGGAGAUGAGCGCUGGCGAGCAUAUUUGAAUGGUCUUUAUCCACCGCCCAAUCAGGAACAAAUUGCAAAGUUCAAAAAGAAGUGGUACAAGAAGAACAUCGACGUGAGUUUUGAUGAAAGCUACGAGCCUGCUCAAUCUUGGGAGUCGUGUACAGCCCAGCCGCCCCAAGAAUAUGGACCCUUACCAAAGGGUAUCUACCAUGAUGGCUCCAGGUGGAGCGCUAUAGGCCAGAAGGCUACCAUUUGCUUUGCUGCUUAUUGCGUAGCUUUGGUGAUGGCUGUGGGCAGCUGGGCAGGCGUAUUUCCGCCAUACCAGGUCACUGUCAUUAUGGUGGUUGCGUUCAUCCUCGAAAUAGUUGCGAAGUUUGGCGUGAAAUUUUCAAAAAAGUAUAUGCACAACGUGCUGGUGGAUGAUGUCGGAACGAUGCCAAUCAUGGCGGCCACGUUGAUGAUGCCGGGGCUCCAUACAAAGGUGCGGCUGUUGGCUGUAUUGCCGAUGUUUCUCACUGCUCUCCUUAGUUUCGGGCAAAUUUGCAAGUUCCACAAGCAGUUGCCUGAUUUUGUCAGAGAUUUUUGGUCCCCGCUGGCGACGGCCAAAGCGCGCAAGCAGGUGAUGCGAGCGCGAGCCGAUGUAGAGGUUGCGUUGGGCCUCAUAAUGGUGGUGGGAGCUUUGUUUAUGCUGUGCGCGCCCAUCACUGUAAUUCUAUUUUGGAAUUUUAUGAUGAUGAGGUAUAUGAUGAGCUCAUGGACGCAGGACUCUUUUCAGAGGAUCGACCACUGCUUGAGCCCGGUGCUGAUGAGAGUGCCAGGCGUGAAGCAAGGUUACCAGGCCGACAGGGGAAUGCCUUUUCGAAUGUUUGUCAUUUCGGCUCGCACAGGCGGUCAAGGCCUGGCUCUACAGCUAUGUCGACCCAGAGUCGAAGAGCGCUGGCAAGCUGUGCUCUAUUCUCUGAAUUUGGUCAGCUUCACUUCGGAGCCGCAGUCAAGCUGUGGCUGCAUUUGAUCGCAUGGGCGAAAAUGCCUUUGCUCUUGCUGAAUUUGACUUGAGAAUGAUCUAGCUGUCGUGUGCACAGCUCCACUUCUUUGCAAAGCCAAAGGCAAGCUUUGCACGCUUUCAAGAAAUGGUCGAAAAGGCCCCUGUGGAUUUCAGGUGCAGAUACUUUUCAUCCAAACGGAAGUCAAAGUGGUGCAACAAGUAUCAACAAGUCCUAGGUCUGCCUCAUGUUGCCCAGGUGUGGAGGCCAGCAAGUGUGUUCGUUCCCUUCCUUGUUGGCUGUUGGCCGGCAUGUUCACACGUUUCUUGUUCGUGUGGUUGCCUAAAGGGCGCCCAUGCACCGUCC
This is a messenger RNA of Durusdinium trenchii, 1557 nucleotides long. NCBI's taxonomy places the organism in Eukaryota, Dinophyceae, Suessiales, Symbiodiniaceae. The record is from the annotation of a GenBank genome assembly.